UACUCAGGAGUGAAAGAAGAGCUCCCAUUUUCGAGUGCCAUCAACGCCAUUGAAUCGCUCAGAGCUUCGUAAAGAAGCCGUCCAUGGCGUCCAAAUCCCUAGACCCGAGGCGUGCUAUCGAGAACUGUAUAUUUCACCUCCACAGUUGGAGACCCUUUCAGAUUCAAUCCAAAGCCCUAGGAUCCGAUUCGCCUAAACCCUAUGCUUCUCCUCCCCAAGGCAAUGCCUUCUUCAGCAAGCGACCCUGCCGCGCCGAUCGCGCCACGGCGUUCCCCGUCGACGCCCUCGACAUGUCGAAGCUCAGUCUGUUCGAGGAAGACCGGCCUUUAUCGGUCCGAAAACGGGAUAGGACCCACUGGAUUGCUGGAAAGCGUCGACGUCGCGGAUCCAGGUCGGUCUCCGGCAGAAGCAGCGAGCGCAGUGGGACCCGGCUGAGGUGCUGUUCCGUCGGAGCAUCCGCGGCCUGCGGCACCUGCUCUGAUCUUCCGAUGGCUCCUGGGACGGAUACGAGCGGGGAGCUGUUCGUGAAUGGGGAUGUGAAUUGGGCUUCAGAUGCGAGCGAGGCGGCUGCAGCAGCAGCAGCAAGACCUUCUAGGAGGGAGAGGGAGUGUGGAAUUGCAGACAGGGAGAGUUCAAGUGCUGCUGCAUUGCACAUUGGCAAUGCUGAGUGCCAGGGUAGCGAGUCUGGUUAUGGAAGUGAACCAGGGUAUAGAGGUGAUGGGGAGAUAGGGUAUGGUGACGAGAUCGACGAAGAAGAAGAAGAUCAACGGCCCUUAUUCUGGGGCCACGAGUUUGGAGCAUCUAAAGCAGAGAGGAUGGGCAAGAAUGCAGCGCAAAAAGCUCAUCAUAGUCUCCGUCGUAAUGGGAUCGGAGCUGUUCUUCCGAGGUCAGGAGUCGCCGCCGGCGACCGACGCCUACACGCCAAAGCCUCCGAAGCCGUGGAUGACUUUCAAUCGUUCGAUCAGUUACAUGCUCCGCGAGCAGCGCCUGGUUUGCCUCCUCGCCGGGAUGGCCCUCUCCGCGUUCAUCGUCAUCGCCCUGCGCCCGCCGCCGCAUCCUCCGCUCCGCGGCCUCGGCCUCGAAUUCGACCCGAUCUCGGCCUCCCGAUCGGCCGCCCACCAGCACGGCCGGUUCAUGUACCAGAAGGGCGUCGGAUUCGGGGCGCUGCAUUCUGGCGGGAAAAUCCCGCUGGGGCUGCAGAGGAAGGGUUUGAGGAUCGUGGUGACGGGCGGGGCGGGAUUCGUCGGGAGCCACCUGGUGGACCGCCUGAUGGCCAGAGGCGACAGCGUGAUCGUCGUCGACAACUUCUUCACCGGGCGGAAGGAGAACGUGAUGCACCACUUCGGCAACUCCAGGUUCGAGCUCAUCCGGCACGACGUCGUCGAGCCCCUUCUCCUCGAGGUUGACCAGAUCUACCACCUCGCCUGCCCUGCAUCUCCGGUUCAUUACAAGCACAACCCCGUCAAGACAAUCAUAUCCUC
Messenger RNA from Cuscuta campestris, 1481 nucleotides. The record is from the annotation of a GenBank genome assembly. NCBI's taxonomy places the organism in Eukaryota, Viridiplantae, Streptophyta, Magnoliopsida, Solanales, Convolvulaceae.